GUAAUCCCUGGAGCAUCGCGGCCAACGGCGACAUCAAUUUCCAUUUUCUUCUUCGGCCUACUUAGGUAAAUAAAACAUAGCCUUUGAAAAACAGACGACCCAUUUUAUUCUAAUCUAUUGCUUUCCUACCCAACACCAUCGUCUCGUCCACUUCGUAAUCGAGUAGCCGACCGAUAUCGUUUUACUUUCCUUCAAGUGAUUCUUUUCACCUCUUUCAUCCCGAAUCAAUCCUAUCUACACAAAGCAGCAGACAUGGGUGAAUCUCGUCAAGAGUUAGUAGCAUGGCUUAACAGCCUGCUACAGCUAAACAUCACGAAGGUCGAGCAAUGCGGUACCGGUGCCGCCCUUUGCCAAGUCUUCGACAGCAUUUUCCUCGAUGUACCUAUGUCGCGAGUCAAGUUCAACGUGAACACCGAAUAUGCGUACAUUCAGAACUUCAAGGUGUUACAAAACACCUUUGCCAAGCAUAGUGUCGACAAGCCCAUCCCCGUCGAAGCCCUUACCAAAUGCAAGAUGCAGGAUAAUCUCGAAUUCUUGCAGUGGACCAAGCGAUUCUGGGAUCAAUACUACCCAGGCGGAGACUACGAUGCUGUCAGCCGAAGAAAAGGUGCUCCUCUUCCUGCUUCAGGUGGUGCCGCGGCGCGAGCCACCGGAGGCGCUGGAUCAGCUGCGGCACGAAGAGGUGGUACGACUCCCACCACUGGCCCCCGUGUAGCCAAGGCUGGCGGUGGAGGGGCUGCGUCGGCCGCACUGAUGCAAGAGAAUGCGACCUUGAAGGAGACAGUUGUUGGCCUCGAGCGCGAGCGAGACUUCUACUUCAGCAAGUUGCGAGAUAUAGAACUCUUGAUUCAACAGGCUGUCGAAGAGGACCCCGAACUCGAGAAGCAGGAAGACGGUCUCAUCAAACAAAUCCAGACAAUACUGUAUUCGACUGAGGAGGGUUUCGAGAUCCCUGCCGAGGGAGAGACACUGGAUGACCAAGAGACGUUCUAGGAUACCUUCUGGUAAUGGUCGACGAAGUAAUGAACUACCACAAAGAGAGGUUAGGAGAUGGCCAUGAAUUAAUACCGGAGUAGUUAUUGUAUGAUGAGCCAGAAAAAAAAUAGGGAUAGGAUGAUACGGAUGCUGGGGAAGAGGCGCAUCAGGAGGUAAUAUCCUCAAAAUCUCGGCCUUUAUCCAAGUUGCACUGCCAGAGAAGAGGCCGAAGCCUUGAUACCAGAUGUUAUUAUCGUCUCUAUAUACUCUCUCGACCCCGAAUUUCCCCCCUCGAUUUGAGGGCCUGAUACCUUAGAGUUUGACGAUAGAUAUCAACAAGGGCAUUGUUUUUGUUUUUCUAACGUGGUAUACACUCGCCUUAUUUGAUUACUUUGUU
Hypoxylon trugodes is the source of this 1372-nucleotide messenger RNA. Its product is annotated as calponin homology domain-containing protein. Gene Ontology annotation, cellular component: microtubule organizing center; spindle midzone; cytoplasmic microtubule. Lineage: Eukaryota; Fungi; Ascomycota; Sordariomycetes; Xylariales; Hypoxylaceae. The coding region runs from base 253 to 993 and encodes 246 amino acids. Gene Ontology annotation, molecular function: microtubule plus-end binding. Gene Ontology annotation, biological process: protein localization to microtubule plus-end; regulation of microtubule polymerization or depolymerization; spindle assembly. The record is from RefSeq and is a predicted model, not a curated record. The transcript is spliced from 4 exons.